UUUUUUAGGGCAAAAUCCCUCCUUCCUUGGAUUUCAAGGACAAUAGGAGGGAAAGAGAUUAAAGUUCCUAUUACGGUUUACAAGUCAACUCAGUUGAAUUGAAAUUGAAACAACUCAACUUUAAAACAACUUAACUCUUUUUUGGCAUUACGAAUUACAACUCACUUCAGUUGAAGUUGUAUUGAUGUUGCCAACCUAAAAAAGUGACGAUUUGACGAUAAUUAAACAGCUGAUGCUUUUGUGGCGAAAAAUUAAAACAAUAUACCUUAUUUAAGGUUUACGAGAGAGUGUUUUUUUUUUCAAAUAAAAAGUAAAAUGGACAUAAGCGUUGAUUUAUUUUACAACGAUGAAAAUGUUGGUCCCAAAACUGAUGUGCUGCGCAUACGGAAAAGGCUUCGUGAUCACUCGAAUCCUUUGGAACUUCCAAGCACCAAGUAAGAAAAAUUGUAGCGACAAUUGAAUGGCAUUUUAAUAAUGUUUUUUUGCAGAUUCAUAAGCUACUUUCGUUUAAAUAAGGAAGCAUUUGUCUUUUUGCUAAACGAGAUGGAUGAACAUUUCCAGAAACGUGUGCGAGGAACGGCUGUACCUCCCAUAUUGAAAUUAUGUGCAACUCUCAGGUUCCUUGCUGACGGCAGUUAUCAAAAGUGCAGUGGAAAUGAUUUUAAUGUUGGACUGGCGCAACCUACAAUAUCUGUAGUUAUUAAGGAGGUUUUAAAUAUAAUUGAGCAGCAUAUUUGUGGAAAAUGGAUUACAACCCAAAUGACUGAAGAGGAGCAAAACGCGUCAAAAAUUGCAUUCUAUUCAAAAAGCGGAUUCCCCGGAGUAGUGGGUUGUAUCGAUGGGACUCACGUUCGCAUCAUUUCACCAAAAAAAGAAAUGCAACAUCUUUAUCUAAACAGGAAAGGCUACUACAGUUUAAACGUCAUGAUUGUAAGUGAAAAUGUAAAAAGCAAAUAAUACUUUAAAAGAAAAUGGUCAUGACAUCUAUUUCGAUUUCAAACUUUGCGAUUACAAAAUGGCUAUCCGGUAUGUGGAUGCUAGGCACGCGGGUGCAAAUCACGAUUCCUUUGUUUUUAACGUAAGCGAUUUGAAAGAGCAUCUGCAGAGAAACAUACAGAGUAAUUCCUGGAUUUUAGGCGACGCUGGUUACCCUCUACAAACUUUUUUAAUGACUCCUUUCCGCAUGGCAGAAGCUGGUUCACCACAAGCUCGCUACAAUACAAUACACUCUAAGGCUCGAAAUAUUGUAGAACGGACGAUUGGAAUAUUGAAAAGCCGAUUUCGUUGUCUUUUAUCUGUGCGUGGCUUACAUUAUUCACCAGCAAAAUCUACACAAAUUGUGAACGCUUGCUGCGCUUUGCAUAAUAUUUGUCAACACUUUCGCGUGGAACUUUCUGAAGAAAUUGCAACCGCUUCAAGUACGGAAAUAAGCAAUGAAAACCUGAACAUUGAAACAGAAGACGAGGAUGCCGCCAGAAGAAUUCGCAAUAAUAUUUUGGUAUCCAUUUAAUAGAAAUAAAAACUCUAACUCACAUUUAA
This is a messenger RNA of Rhagoletis zephyria (snowberry fruit fly), 1539 nucleotides long. RefSeq names its product putative nuclease HARBI1. NCBI's taxonomy places the organism in Eukaryota, Metazoa, Arthropoda, Insecta, Diptera, Tephritidae. The record is from RefSeq and is a predicted model, not a curated record.